UUAAACUGAUCACAGCGUACCCAAGCUGCUGCAAGAAUCUCUAGUCAAAGCUAAUCACCCCUCUGUGUACCCGAACGCAACACAGCCAAGGAUUAUGCAUUUAGUCAGAGGCAAAGGCUAAGUCUCUAACUGCGAAGCAUCAUUUUACCACAAGAAAAACUGUCUCGAGGGAACGGAAUAACACCAAAAAAACAAAAUCUUUCCACCUGCAGAAAUAAACGGAUGAUCCCUGUAUUUUUUUAAAGACAAACUUUUUCAUUUCCUCUCCCCCCCCCCAGUCUUGGAUGUGCAUUUGUUUUGUUGUCUCUUGCCCACCGGUGGGAGGGAGUGAAGAAAGAUUUCUUUUCAAUUUCCUUGUGACAGGAGUCACGAUAACAUACCGGGAGCCACGAAAAGAACACAACGUUUUUAACAUUAAGCAACAUUUUCACCAUAUUUUUUUCUAAAAUAUCUCAAUGCUUUACCAGAUGUUAUCAGCGCGCGCAAUAAACCGAUCGUGAGAAAGUGACCAGUUCAAACUCUGGAGUUGCACUGCAUACACAAAUGCCGGGGAUCAAUACAAACACGCAGCGGUAUGAAAGCUUGGCGAUGGAAUACGAUCGCUAUCAGCAUUAUUUCUACGAUGACCACGAAACAGAUGAAGACUUUUAUAAAUCCACUGCACCAAGCGAGGACAUUUGGAAAAAAUUCGAACUGGUGCCAACCCCGCCCAUGUCACCCAUCAGAAUUCUUGAAGGUGGGGGCACCGUGUAUCCUUCGCCGGGUGAUAAACUAGAGUGGGUAACCCAGGUCUUGGGACAGGAAGAAGAACAGGAGGGACAAUACAAAAUCGACACAGAGGAGAUUUUUGGAAACCUAAGUUCCAUUAUUAUUCAAGACUGCAUGUGGAGCGGCUUUUCUGCAAGCCAUCAGCUGGAGAAAGUUGUCAGUGAGCGUCUGUCUGGUUCGGCGCUGACGAAACUACCCCUCACGCUCCAGGCUGGUACAAACCAGUCCAGCAAACCCCAGCUCCCUCAUCAGGACGCGCCUCCUCUGAGCACUUUAGCUACAGAUUGUGUGGACCCGGCGGCUGUUCUCACCUACCCAUUCAGUGGGAGCUGCAAAAAGCAGGCGUCGUCUGGGUCAGAGUCUCGCACCGACUCUUCCGAAGACGAGGAGAUCGAUGUGGUGACGGUGGAGAACAAGCAGAACAAGUCUCGGCUGCUGGGCGGACGCAAGCCGGUGACCAUCACUGUGCACGCCGACCCCCACGACCCCUGCAUGAAGCGCUUUCACAUCUCCAUCCACCAGCUGCAGCACAACUACGCCGCCCCGUCCCCCGACUCCUACCCCGACCCGGAGCCUCCCAGGAAGAGGGCCAGGCAGGAGCCCACCUACCAGCCCGCCGGCUCGCCCCCCAGCUCCCCGGAGAAACGGCCCUCCCCGUCGCCAGACCUGGAGCCCGCCUCGCCUCCUCCUCCGCCCGACUCUCCCGCAUCCCCGCAGGGCAGCCCGCAGAGCUCGGACUGCGAGGACACGGACAAGCGCAAGACCCACAACUUCCUGGAGCGGAAGAGGCGCAAUGACCUGCGCUCCCGCUUCCUGGCCCUGCGGGACGAGAUCCCUGGCCUGGUGGACUGCCCCAAGACGCCCAAGGUGGUGAUCCUGACCCGGGCGAGGGAGUACCUGCGGCAGCUGCACGCCAGCGACAGGCACAAGGCCCAGGAGAGGAAGCAGCUCAAGUCGCGUCAGCUGCAGCUGCUGAGGAAGCUGGCGGACUUAAAGCGCUCGUAAAAACAUCAGGCGCGGGACUUACGGGUGAAUCCCUCUCUGCUUCUACACACAAGCGACUGUUGGGCAAGUGGGAAGGUGGACAGAUUUAUACAUUUAUUCUUUUUUUGUGUAGAGAGGGUGAGGGGAAGUUCUAUUAUUUUUUUGCACAUUUACUUCUUAUCUGAAGAGAACAACAUAAAUGGGGAUGGAGGAUCACGGUGGACAACAUAUAUAUAUAUAUAUAUAUAUAUAAAUAUAUAUAUAUAUAUUUCACGGACACUUCUCGGGAGAAAAGGAAUUGGACGCUGACCAUAUUCAUUUGGAUUCCACAAGUGGUUCUGACUUGUUGAAAUGAUUCUGAAUGAAAGUCCUAAAAAAGUCCAUAUGUGCCAAUGGGGAAAUUAUUUCAAGAAUGUAAUUAAGAUCAGGAGGAAUUGGCAUCAUCGAGCUUGUCUGUACCUUUUGUCAUGUUUGGAGAAUAGCGUGUAAAUUAAUUUUACCACCUAUUCCAUAAGAAUUCUGUAUUUGAAAAUGUUUCUUUAAACCUGUGUUAUUCCAUCUAUGUACUAGUGGAGUGACGCUUAGUUCAGCAUUGCUGUGUGUAUAGACAUCGACAAGUUAUCAAAUAGAUGUACAUAACUGUGACAAACUCUGUGUAUAUACGUUUCUGUAAAAAGUUAUUCUUUCAGAUUUCAAGAACCAAAAUCAAAACUGUUGACUUCUUUUCUAUUUGUUUCCCUUGUUUUCUGAAACUUGGUCAGCCCAGCAGGUUUCCCAAGAAUAUUGCAAAGCUUCUAUUUUUGUUAAAAAAAAAAAGAUAAAAUAAAAAAUAAAAUGACACUAUUGUACUUUACUUUGAUCACACUAGCCACUUUGUGAUGCUGUUUUCUCACUGCCUGUACUUACUUUUCUUGGUUGUUUAUUGAUUUGUAUACAGUGUUUGAAAUGCAGAAAAAUUUAUACUAUAUUUUCCUACAACAUUCAUUUUUGUGUGUUACGAGAAGACUCAUUCUGCGCUCAACGCUAUGGGCCUGCUUCACUGGUGGUGUGUGCAGGGCUGCAGUCAUUGUACAUUUGUAGUGGUCUGAUGGUUGCUGUGGGGGAGAUUGAUGCCAUGCUGUGUUCUUUGGCACAGGCUGGGAAUGCAGAAGAACACUGUAAUGCAUUACCAGGCAACUGGAAAAUAGACUGUUGAUCCCAAUUGUUUCACAAAAUGCUCAAAAAUGUAACUUUUGCACAAUCCAACCACCCAACUUUUCAUAGGAGAAGUACGGAUUCGAAGAUCUAAGAGCUCUCUUUGCCAACGCACAACCUCAGCCUGCCUUGGUUUCAUAUAACUAAAAUCAAACUUUGUGCUGGCAGUUUACAGCAUGUAGGUAAAUUUACCUGUGGUCUAUACAGAGGUAUUAUUGAAUUGUAUCUAUACUAGCGAUCCCUAAGCUUUUGAAGUUUUUGCAAAAUGUAUGUAGAUGAUGGCACUUUUUUGGCAGGGUUUGUGUGUUUUGAGGUGGGGGCAGGGGGCAGAGGGCUGUUCAGUUUGAGUAAUAUUCUGCCACAGCUACAUCUCUAAAGCUUUGGAUCGUUUUGCAGUGCAGCAAGAACAUGUCUCCCUGUCCAAAUUAAUUCCAUACAUCAAAUCCUGGCAUAUUUAGUCUGCAUCAGCUGACAAAGGUCAAAGGUCAUGCCACUUUGUGUGUCCACAGUUCUUGCGGCCCAAUUUCCAUGUCAUCGGCAAGCUUUUGCACCGAAACCAUUUUGGAAGGAGGGCCAUCUUACUGUUUCAUUACUUUCUUUGGUGCCAUAUGCUUAGUCCAGCAUAUGCCACCACAUAAAUGAGUUUUCUUUUCCUUCUGCUGUGUGGGAAGACUAAACCCAUAGGAAUUACUGUUUUGAUCAUUUUUUCUGUUGUUUUGUCAUUUGUCUUUGCAGUUGGCUUGUUUAUAUUUGCAGCUGGAAUGUUUGAGUGUAGAAUGGCUGCAACCUCAAUUUAGCACUUUGUGUUCAGUACCUCAUAAGAUUAUAAACAAAUCAAAGAAUAAAUUCAAUUUCAAAAUA
Conger conger (European conger) is the source of this 3807-nucleotide messenger RNA. It is a transcript of the gene myclb, whose product is annotated as MYCL proto-oncogene, bHLH transcription factor b. Gene Ontology annotation, molecular function: protein dimerization activity; DNA-binding transcription factor activity, RNA polymerase II-specific; RNA polymerase II cis-regulatory region sequence-specific DNA binding. Bases 544 to 1773 code for a protein of 409 amino acids. Lineage: Eukaryota; Metazoa; Chordata; Actinopteri; Anguilliformes; Congridae. Gene Ontology annotation, biological process: regulation of transcription by RNA polymerase II. The record is from RefSeq and is a predicted model, not a curated record. The transcript is spliced from 3 exons.